AUGGCCGCCCCCGUCUCCACUUCCCUCUUGCCUCUCGCGAGGAGCGCACCUUCUUUCACUGGUCCGCACUACAAGAAUAAGAGAAAGAUUCCGAUGGUGCGGGUCUUCUGUGCUGCCGACGACGACGAGGAAGUCAACGAUUUGGGAGUCAACGUGGCACUAUCGAUGCUAAAAUUCUACAAAAGAGAGAUAUCACCCUUGCUGCCUUCUAGCUGCCGUUAUGUGCCAACAUGCAGCGAGUACUCUAUGCAGGCGUACAAAAGAUAUGGUGUUGCGAAGGGUACAAUCUUGACAGCAUGGCGUCUGUGCCGUUGUAAUCCUCUUGAUGUUGGAAUGCCUCACAAGAUAUCAUCUCAUCGCAACUUCAUAAAGGAGUGUCAGGACCCAAAUGUCUCUGUCUGA
This is a messenger RNA of Triticum turgidum subsp. durum (durum wheat), 402 nucleotides long. NCBI's taxonomy places the organism in Eukaryota, Viridiplantae, Streptophyta, Magnoliopsida, Poales, Poaceae. The record is from the annotation of a GenBank genome assembly.